Molecule: messenger RNA, 945 nt
Organism: Ectocarpus siliculosus
Lineage: Eukaryota; Phaeophyceae; Ectocarpales; Ectocarpaceae
Source: the annotation of a GenBank genome assembly
AUGUGCCCCGCGCCCUCCCCGUCCGCCGCAACCGCCGCCGCCGCGGCAGCCACGGGCUCGGUAACGUUGGCGGUCGCCCCGGCCCCGCCGUCCCCGGCGGAACUCCCCCGGCGGGAGACGCCAGGCGCGCUUCCCGGAGAAAACCUUGCCGUUGCUUUCGACGCCGUCCGGGACGAACACCGCCCGAUCACCGUGGUGGACCUCACCGAUGCGCCCGCGCCUGCUCCGGCUCCGACGGUGGACGCGGGAGGAGUCUCGCCGUCUGGCGUGGAGAGAAACAGCGACGGAAAACCUGACGGCGACAACGAACACCGCGAAAGCCGCCCUUGUCGGAUGACGGCCACCGGCGACACCACCAUCAUCGAUGCUCGAGCGGUUGCCUCUGUUUCGGCGGACCCCGCUGCCGGGGUGCCCACUCGCCUUCUCGACGCGGUCGAUCUGUGGGAGAGCGCUGCAAACGCCAAGAAGAAGAAGGCGGCCGCCGCCGCCGCUGCCGCCGCCGCCGCGGCGGCGGCGGAGGCUCGUGAGCGCACGAACCGGUCAGCGGCGAUGAACAAGCUCACCAACACCGCCAGCAGCAGCAAGAAGAAGAACGAGUUCGGCAAGCGGCGCCGAAGCAGCGGCGGUGGCGGGCGCACUGCGCCGGCUCUGGAGGACCCCGCGCUGCUAGUCGCCGCCCCCGCUACGGCCACCAGCACCACCACCGGCGGCGGCGGCGGUUCAGCGAGCAAGGUCAAAGGGAAGGGGAAGGGGAGGGCGACCAAGGGCAAGAAGGUGGACCCCCUGGUGACCCUUCGAGACGCGAGGGGCAUGGCGAGGAAGCCGCUGAUCGUGCAAUGGCUCAAGUCGGACGGCUGCGAGAGCGACGAGGAGGCAGAGGCCGCGUUGGGCAAGGCCGUCGGGAGCCUCUCGGCGAUCUCCCGGUACUGGGGGAGCGGGGGCUGA